Messenger RNA from Podospora pseudopauciseta, 1011 nucleotides. It is a transcript of the gene OTU2, whose product is annotated as OTU protein. The record is from RefSeq and is a predicted model, not a curated record. The transcript has a single exon. NCBI's taxonomy places the organism in Eukaryota, Fungi, Ascomycota, Sordariomycetes, Sordariales, Podosporaceae. Gene Ontology annotation, molecular function: cysteine-type deubiquitinase activity. Gene Ontology annotation, biological process: protein deubiquitination. Bases 1 to 1011 code for a protein of 336 amino acids.
AUGGGCGACGCUGAACAACUUCCCCCGGUGGCCGACCAGCCAACAGAUGCAACAACUACAGAAAGUACACAAGAGCAGAAACCCAACGACCUCGAAGCCAUCCUGGCGCGCCACCGCAAGGAACUCCGCGACUUGCAGUCGAGGGUGACGCAAAAGAAGAAGAAUGCGACCAAAAAGACGAGGAAAAAGGUUAAUGAUGAGUGUGCUGAGCUGGAGAGGGCGUUGAAGGAGAGGCACGAGGCGGAACUGGCGCAGGUUACGGGUGGUGGCGGUGAUGCUGAGCCUGAGCCCGUAUCAGAACCUGAGGAGGAGAGCGGAAAGGAUGAGGUUGAGACUGUUACGGAAAGGGUUGAGGAAAUGAGGGUUACACCACCAUCAUCACCAUCACCACCACCACCACCACCACAACAACAACAACAACAACAACAACAACAACAACAACAACAACAACCAGGGAAGAAACGAAACCGGCAGAAGGAAAGAUUGGCGAGACGGCAGGCUGAGGUUGAGGCUGCUAGUGCCAGGGCACAGGAGGAGGCGUCGCGGAUGACGGAUCAUGGGGCUGUGGAGAAGGCUCAUGUUGAUGGGGUUUUGAAGAGGGAGGGGUUGGAGGAGGUGGAGGUUAGGGCUGAUGGGCAUUGUUUGUUUGCUGCUGUUGGCGACCAACUUUUUCGGAGGGGGGUGACAGAGGAGUUGUUGGAUUAUAGGGAGGUGAGGAGACGGGCGGCGGAGUAUAUGGACAGGAACAGGGAUGAUUUUGAGCCGUUUGUGGAUUUGGAGAGUCAGAGUUGGGAGGAGUAUUUGAGGAAGAUAAGGGAUACUUCUGCUUGGGGGGGCCAGCCGGAGCUGUUGGCUCUGGCGAAGGUGUUUGGGGUGGGCAUUACGGUUGUGCAGGUGCCGAGGAAUGAGGUUAUCAAUAGGGAGGGGGGGGGGAAGAUGCUGUGGGUGGUUUAUUAUUGGAGGGGGAGUAAUUCGGGGAGGCAUUAUAACUCUUUGAAGUCUGUCUCUUAG